Messenger RNA from Stylonychia lemnae, 915 nucleotides. Lineage: Eukaryota; Ciliophora; Spirotrichea; Sporadotrichida; Oxytrichidae. The record is from the annotation of a GenBank genome assembly.
AUGUAUUUACUUAGAAAUCUAGAGAAUCAUUAAUUUUAUCUUAUCAAUUGUGACGAACAUCCUAAGAAAUAUGCAACUGUAUUCUGCAAAAAGCUCAAUAAAAUGGUUUGCAGUAAAUGCUUGCAAUAAAAUUCAACAAUUGAAGAAUAGAUAAAGUAUAAUAUCUAAUAUAAGUCAAACAUUUUAAGCUUUAUCUCUCAUUUUUCGGAGAGCUUUGAGGAUUUUUAUUAGUCAAAUGAUGAAGAGUAGAAAUAGGUUGAGAAAAAUGAAAAUAUACAAUAAAUUAGUUUAAACAUAAAGCUAAAGGAAAAUUUUUAUGAUAAGAGAUAGCAAUAAGAAGCUAUUAUUUAAGUAAAACCAAAUCAAGAACAUAAUAUGUACAAAGAGUUUAGAAGACUAGUUGAUAAAUAAUUUAAAAAUUCAAAGAUUAUUCCAUCAAAUCUGAUACCAGUAAUUGGAAAAGCUUCUUUGAUAUACAAGGCUACCUCUGAUGGAUUUAAUUCAAAAGAUUUCCACUAAAAAUGUGAUAAUUAAGGGAAUACAAUUUCAUUUAUCUUGAGUGAAUAUGAUCAAGUCUUUGGAUGUUACACAACUAAGCCUUGGAAAUCUCCUAUAACAAUUCAAAAAGAAAUAGAUAAAGAAGCAUUUAUUUUUUCUCUUACAAAAAAUACCAUCCACAAAUACUUUGAGUUUGCUGUUCAACAUAAUAAAAAUAAACUCAUGGUAUUCGGAACAAGGAAUGGUAUCAGUAUUUCAAGUAACUGCAAUUAUAAUUCGGAGAGCUGUUGUAGUCAAGGUAAUAUUUUUAACCCGGAAAAAGGUUGUUUUGAGGAUGAUUAGCAAUCAAAAGAAUAUUUAGCAGGAGCGAAAAAUUUUAAAGUGAUAGAGAUAGAAGUUUAUCAAGUUAUUAAAUGA